AAAGCAAUGUAUAAUCCUAUAAUAUAUAACGCUGAAGAAGAAGCUGCCAUCACAGUACACGGAAGUUUCACUUGGUCCAUUAUGUUUAAUUUCUUCUGUCCUGUGAAGUUAUGGAAAUGAUACGUUAAAUGGAUUCGCAACAUCUCCAGAGUCCACCGGUGUGUGUGUGCGUGCUCUGCGGUCUCCCUGCUGCAGGAAAGUCCACGCUGGCCCGCACAGUAACCAACCUGGCUGCUGAGCGAGGAUGGAGGUCCACUGUGAUGCAUUAUGAUGAGUUAAUACCUCAGUAUGCUUUUGAUGUUAAAGUAUUGGAGGAUAACAUGCAGGCGCAAACUGAAUGGAAGCUGUACAGACAAUCACUGCUACAAUGCAUUGAAAACUUCUUGAGGAACCCCAACGUUUUGUCGGAUCCACCCGACCCCAGUGGGAUAAACUUGGAGGCGUGGAGACGGGGCGUACAAACAUUACUGGAGCAGCGUGUCAACAGCUCGGCAGACGACCAUUCCUCGCCUAUACUCCUACUGCUGGACGACAACUUCUACUAUCCUAGCAUGAGAUAUGAAGUGUUCCAGCUCGCAAGAAAGUAUUCCCUCGGCUUCUGCCAGGUGUUCCUAGACUGCUCUGUGGAGUCGUGCACGAGCCGCAACAGUAAAAGAUCCCACCCUCUGCCGACCAAUUUAAUCCUGGAGAUGGCUAAGCGUUUGGAGCCUCCGAACCCACAGAAGAACACGUGGGAGGGAAACAGCAUCACACUCAACAACUCUGAGCGUUUGUCUGAAGUGGACAUUCGCAGGUGGAUGGAGUUGAUAACCCACGCCUUCAGCAACCCCUUGUUCCAAGUGCAGGAGGAGAACACGGAGCAAAAGGAGAGGGACCGUGUGAGGUGUGCCCUCAGCGUGCUCCACCAGGCGGACCAGGCCAGCAGGCGGCUGGUCUCGGCAGCCAUGAAGAGCGCCAGAGAUGAUGAAGCCUCACCAGAACAAAUGAGGGGUUUGGCGAGUGAGCUGAACCAAUCGAAGGGAAGGUUUCUGCAUGACCUGCGAACACACUACGUUCAGGAGCGGGCGGCGGUGGAAGGAGAGGAUAUAGACGUGGAGCGGGUGGUGAGCGCUGCAGUGGCUGCUUUCGACAGGGAAAUACGGGAAACUUUGUCAAGGUUUCGUGAAAAAUAACGACACUGGAAUGUUGACCAGUAGGUCCUAAGGUUAGGACUAUGGGCCCUGCAGAGACUGGGGGGGCCCUGAGGAACUAUGGACCCUGCAGAGACUGGGGGCCCCUGAGGAACUAUGGAUCCUGCAGACACUGGGGGCCCCUGAGGAACUAUGGACCCUGCAGAGACUGGGGGGCCCCUGAGGAACUAUGGAUCCUGCAGACACUGGGGGCCCCUGAGGAACUAUGGAUCCUGCAGACACUGGGGGCCCCUGAGGAACUAUGGACCCUGCAGACACUGGGGGGCCCCUGAGGAACUAUGGACCCUGCAGACACUGGGGGGCCCCUGAGGAACUAUGGACACUGGGGGGCCCCUGAGGAACUAUGGACCCUGCAGACACUGGGGGGCCCCUGAGGAACUAUGGACCCUGCAGACAGAGGGGCCCCUGAGGAACUAUGGACCCUGCAGACACUGGGGGGCCACUGAGGAACUAUGGACCCUUCACACACAAGGGGGCCCCACCCCCCCCCUCUAACUGCACCUUCAAGGGCCCCCCAACUGGGCUCCUAAUGGCUGCUGAUGAUUCUGCUUGUGUAUGGUUUGUUUGAUUAUUCUCAUCGGUUAAACUUAAACUUGACAAAGUUCCGUUCUGACUUAAAUGGAUCAAUCAAUAAAAGGUUGUUUGUGCUUUAACCAAGUACGACCACUAGAGGGCAGUGUU
Messenger RNA from Gadus chalcogrammus (walleye pollock), 1871 nucleotides. Its product is annotated as L-seryl-tRNA(Sec) kinase-like. Lineage: Eukaryota; Metazoa; Chordata; Actinopteri; Gadiformes; Gadidae. The record is from RefSeq and is a predicted model, not a curated record. The transcript has 6 exons. Gene Ontology annotation, molecular function: kinase activity; tRNA binding. Bases 129 to 1172 code for a protein of 347 amino acids.